CGAGUCGAAUUACAAAAAAAAAAAAAAAACUCAGUGUUUCCGUUUCAUCAGGAAGAUAAAGAGGCAUGAGAAAAGACUUUUUGAUAUCAACAUUUUUCCCUUCACUCUCCCCUUCCCUCUUUUCCUCCACACUCUACGUCUUUCUACUCUCCUCUCUUUCUUCUUUUUCUUCUUUCUAUCUCUUUCUCUCCCACACCUUCUUCACCCUUCUUUUCUCUAUCUUUCUUUCACUUUUUAUAAAACUCAAUACCGUGCGCCAUGUUGUCUGCACUCAGGUUUGCCAAGUCAAUCCCCACUGUUACAGUCGCACGUACCGCUCACCGUGCCUAUUCGGCUGCUGCUGCUAGUGAGGCCCUCAGGAAAACUGUCCUGUACAACUAUCACAUUGAGAACGGAGCCAAGAUGGUCCCUUAUGCUGGCUGGUCAAUGCCCGUUCUAUACUCUAAUCUUAGUGUUGGUGCUUCUCACAACUGGACCCGCACUAAUGCUUCCGUUUUUGAUGUCAGUCAUAUGCUUGCCACCAGAGUCACAGGAAAGGAUCGCGUCAAAUUCUUCGAAAGCCUUACUGUAGCUGACAUUGAGAAUCUUCCUGUUGGCAGCUCGACUUUGUCUGUCUUCACCAACGAAGAUGGCGGCAUUAUCGACGAUACCAUCAUCUGUAAGCAUGAGGACUCACUUUAUGUGGUCUCUAAUGCCGGCUGCGCUGACAAGGAUCUGGCUCACAUCCGCGCUCAUCUUAAGGAGUUCCAGAAUAAGGGUGGUGAUGCUGACUUGAAGAUCAUUGAUGACCAUGCUUUAAUUGCUCUCCAAGGUCCCAAGGCUGCUGCUGUACUCGAGUCGUUGGUUGAGAAGGAUCUUCGCGACUUCCCCUUCAUGGAUGGCCGCUUCAUGACCAUCAAGGGCAUCGAUUGCCACGUUGCUCGUUCGGGCUACACUGGUGAAGAUGGCUUUGAAAUCUCGGUUCCAAAUAACGAUGCUGUCGAGUUCACCAAGCUCUUGCUCGCUUCACCUGAUGUUGAGCUGGCUGGUUUAGGUGCUCGUGACAGCUUGAGGCUUGAGGCUGGUCUUUGUUUGUAUGGCCAUGAAUUGGAUGAGACCAUCACCCCUGUUGAGGCCGGCCUCACCUGGACAAUUGGAAAGCGUCGUCGUGCCGAGGGUGGCUUCUUGGGCGCUUCCAAGAUCCAAGAUCAGCUCAAGAAUGGCGUCAGCAAACGUCGUAUCGGAUUGGUUGUACAGGGUGCUCCAGCACGCGAAAAUGCUCCGAUCUACGCCAAUGGCGAAUUGGUUGGAAAGGUCACCUCAGGUUGUCCUUCUCCUUCGACCAAGAAGAACGUUGCUAUGGGUUACGUCAAAAAUGGUCUUCACAAGUCAGGCACAGAGCUCGAGGUUGAAGUCCGUGGCCGCAAGCAAAAAGCUAUCGUUACUAAGCUCCCCUUUGUCCCUGCUGGUUACCAUAAGGUUUAAUUAUGAAAGACAACGGUUGUGACAGUGAUCUCAAUAGACUCAUUCUAUCAGACACAUAAUUAACCAAUCCAUCCCAUGGCUCG
This is a messenger RNA of Lobosporangium transversale, 1547 nucleotides long. RefSeq lists its product as hypothetical. Gene Ontology annotation, molecular function: aminomethyltransferase activity; protein binding. Lineage: Eukaryota; Fungi; Mortierellomycota; Mortierellomycetes; Mortierellales; Mortierellaceae. Gene Ontology annotation, biological process: glycine catabolic process. Bases 259 to 1464 code for a protein of 401 amino acids. The record is from RefSeq and is a predicted model, not a curated record. Gene Ontology annotation, cellular component: mitochondrion. The transcript has 4 exons.